CCCCUCCCCCGCGUCCCAAACUGCGCACAAUAGCGCGCCGGCUCCUCUAUCUAUUUUGUGUCCAGCCGGAGCGGCGCGCGAUGAUUCAUUGCCCCAAUUAGGGGCUCUCUCCAGCGCGCCGGGCUCGGGCCGUCUGAAGGGUCUCCUGGGGGACCGCCGAGCGCAUCAGCGCCGGAGCUGGUCUUUAAGUAAAGGUCAAGCGGGACGCGGGAAGAGCCAGGUAAGGACGCGGCGGUGUGGCUGGGGACAGAGCCCCCCCCCAGGAAGGGCAGCGCGGGGGCAGGGCCGCUGCGGAGGAGGCACCCUGCGGCUUUCACUGCGGGGGGCCCGCCCCCGCCUCGGUCUAAAGGGGGGACCAAGUGAGAGCCGUUUACAGUCCCGCGCAGCCCAGGGUUGGGGGCGCCCUUCCUGGGACAGCGUUCUGAUUUUGGAGACAGAGGGAAGAGGGGCUGUCUCCUGUCUCCUGGAACAGGUCAGUGGGGACAGAGGCCGGGGCCUGCCCUGUCCCUGGCACCGCUGGCCAUCGGCCGCUGCUCACAAGCAGAAGGAAGUAGCGAGAAUCCUGUGUAUCCCCGGGCAAGUGACUCAACCUCUCUGAGCCCUGUCACUCUUUUGUUAAAUAGGAGCUGCAACUGUUUCCCUGUACUGUGUAUGGAUACAUUGUAUUUAUUUAACAGACUUGCAGGGUGCCAGGCACCGUUCUGAGCACUUUAUAUAUUUCAGAUCAAUUACGCCUCCUGGUAACUCUCUGGGCCGCCAGGAUCAGCCCCGUUUUACAGACAGCAGGGAGGUGGUGCUCAGCCUUAAGUUACUUAUUUGAAGUGGCCAAGUGGGGUUCAGACCCAGGUAGUGGGGUGCCAGGGCCCUGCUCUUGACUAGCGGGAUGUGCAGCCUCAUUAGGCAGACGUCUGGUCCGCGUCACCACCCGUCUGCUCAUGGAGACUGGUGUCCCCCCCCCAAAGCAGGGAACAAGGCCUGGACCCCUGGACCCCCACCCCUGGCACUGCACAAUCCAGGCAUCUCUGAACCUCGAAUUUCCCAGUCUGUGAAAUGACACCCCUUCCAGCUUCAAAACUCCGCGAGUCUCUGAUUUCUGAGCAGUUUACAGCCGUCCUGACCUGCCAGCAGGGCCCAGAGUCGGCCCAGGGACAAAGGUGCCCGGUGGUCACCUCCACCCUCCGGGGUGCUGACAUGUAAAUAAAACUGGGCUUCCUCUUAUCACCGAGCAAGGCCAUGCAUUAUAAAUAGAUGGAAGGAGAGCAAAGGGCCGGCUCUCAGGAACCCCGGUGACAUUCCAGGGCUCGCGGGCCAAGGGUUAAUAGGAAAAUCAUCCUGGGCAGCCAGAGACGCUGGGCCCUCACCAGGCCCUGGGAAACUGCCGUGUCAGCAGAGCUGUCCCAGAGGAAUGCUGGGGGCAGGGCAGGCGGCUUCUUGGCUCCUGGCAUUUUUAAUACCUGGGGAGAGGGCUGACUGGGAAACUUUAAAGGCCACAUCUGCUAACUGUGUGUUUGCACAGUCAGGGAAGGUCGGCCAGUCCCGCAGGCCAAGGGGCUGCUGGGGAAACAGCCCCGGGCUCAGCGCCUCCCGGCUGCUGUCAGGUGUGGGCCCCUGGGGCGGGGCACACACGCCUCUGGGCCUCGUCCUCAGGGUCUUGGCCACAGCGUCACCCUGAGCGGCCUCCCCGCUUCCCUCCAUCCUGGCUCCUGGGCACGGGAGCUGGUGUGGCUGUCGUUUAUUUUCCUGUCUACGGUCCCUGCCCGGCCUACCCUCCCCUCCCCACCAGUGUACCCCCCACACACACACCCCUAACGGCCCGUCUCGCUGUGCGUCCAGGGCCCGGCUCAGUGCCCCAGUCCUAGUCCCAUUCCGCCCCUUGCCAGCCGUGUGAGCCUGGGGCAGCCCUCUUAGCCAGCUGAGCCUCAGUUUGCCGCUCUGUGCAGUGGGGCUGCGAUGCCUGCCCCGCGGGAUGUCUGCGCGUGGACCGCGUGAGGCAGAGAGAGGCUGCCCGGGAAUGGGGCCUCCCUCCCGCCCCUGGCAGAGGAGGUUGCCCCAGCGUGAGGGGCCGCCGUGGGGAGGUCACGCACACAGUCUGAGGGCACGGCCGCAGGGCUGGCAGGACGAACAGAGGGAGGCGGGUUUUCUUGACUAAGCUGGAACCCUCCUGGGAGGGGGCUUCCCGAGCGUGUGCUGUGUGUGCAGGGGUAAGCGUGCGCGUGCGUGCGCGCAUUUGCUAGUGUGUGUACAUGUGUGUACAGGCAUGCAUGUUGUGCAUACAUGUGUUCGUGCAUGCAUUCGUGUCUGCAGGCACGUGUGAUCACGUGUGUGAAUGUGUUCAUCUGUGCGUGUGCCCGCGUGUGCGUGUAAAGUGGGCCAGGAGUCGGGGGUGGCGGGUGCCCGGCUGGAUGUCUUUGUUUCCCUCCGUGACCCGGUGACCCAGCAGCGUCCCCUGGAGCACGUCUUGGGAGCCGGAAGCAGGUGAACACGGAUCAGAGGAGGAGGGAGCAGUUACUACCUGCGUGGCCUUGGCCUGCUCCUGACUUCUCUGAGCCUCAGUUUCCCCAUCUGUAAAGCAGAGAUGACAAAAUGACAAAACGCAGGGAGGGCGGAGCGCGAUGACCGCAGCAAAGCACAGCCCUGCCCCAGCCGUGACCGCAGCGCAAACCCGUGUAACGGGCCCACGAGGUGGGUUCCGUCACAGCCCGGCUCACGGUGAGGAGACCGAGUCACAGAGAAGGGAAGUCACUGGCCCAAGGUCACGCUGGGCCGGCCCUGGGGCAGUGGGGCUCUGUGACCCCCUGGGCCUUUCCCCAAAUCCUGAGACACAGCUUGUUAGGACAGUGACGGCCUCGUCCCGCCUCUCGUCACACGUGUCCCUAAGGAAACCGAGGUUCCUGUCUGGACACACAACGGCCGAGUCGGUGCCAGCAGGAGAGGAGAAAUGCGGGGGCGUGUCUGCAUUAACGCCGCGCCAACGCAGACUCGACGGCCCUUUUUCUAACGGAAAUGUGCAAAAGGCUCAAGCUGGCCGGAGCCGUCCACACACCCCCCCAGGCACUGCCAGAGCCGCCACCUCCCGUCCCGGCAGAGCCGUCUCCAGGCACCCCCGAGCCCUCCAGGCCUCACUGCAGCCGGAGAGAGGGUGCCGGGCCCUCCAGACCGGCGCCGCGGGGCCGGGCGCCCCGUCCUCCAUCCUGGGCCUUGCAAACACCAAAGUCGCCCGCAGACGGCCGGGUGCUGGGAGCAGGGAAGAUGCCACCCGGGCUCUGCAGGGGACCAGGCGCCGUCAGCACCGAGCACCUGGGUGCGGCCCAGGUGUGCAGCUACCUGUAGGUCGUCUCAGCAGCAGCCACAGGCGUGUGCGUGUGUGGCCAGCUGCCUCCCCGCCGAGCAGUGCCGCCCGCCGGCCUCUCCCGGGGCAGAGCUGCAGCCGGCGUGCCUUGCCCUGCCCCUUGGCUUCUGGAGGCUGGGGACGUGGGCGAGGACCCCCGAGCUUGAACGAGGGAUGCCAGGCUCCAUCCAAAACCCCACUGCGCCCUGCCAGUUCCGGAACCGCCUGUGACCCGGCCGGCUCCCGCCCGCCAGCUCCCCUGCUCCCGGCCUGUAACCCCACGUCCCUACUCGCCGCGGCCUCUGCCUUCUCCUCGGCACCCCUCCACGCUGCGCCUGUGCCUCCCUGUCCCUCCGAGGACCCUCCACCUUGGCAGGCAGCCCCUCCGUCCUCUUGGAGAGGCGGCACGCGCUGUGUGUUCGGCCUCUGGCUCUCUGGGGAACAGGAAAACAAAGUCUAUCUCUGUCUGCCCUAUUUUUUCUAUUUUUUUUUUCUUUUUGCCUAAGAACGAAGCAAGCUCCUCUCUGCUAUCCUCAGAAAGAGCUUCGAACCCUGCAGCCCUGGCGAAGAUGUAUCUUCCUUCCCAGAGGGAGAGAGUGUAACUGUUAACAAUAAAAAACAAAAAAUACCCUGGGAUUUGUAGAGGCCUUGGGCUUGUGAGCCAUCGCACAUCUGUUAGCUCGUGUGACAGCCGUACGUGGAGGCAUGACAGGGAGUAUCACAUCCACUUUAGAGCUGGGGAAACUGAGGCUCCACCACGCAGGGCCUUGCUCAAGGGCAUGGUUCCUGGAGCCAGGAGAAGCUGUCUGCCUGGGGGUGCGGGUCGAGGGGCCGGUGGAAUUUUGGUGCGUUCUUUAUACACUGAUCACUCUAACUUGUCAAACAGAAACGUUCCACAUACACGGCGCAGUUUGGGGACCCUGUCUGAGCAUCCUGCUGCCUUUUAAACUCAGGAGCUUCCUAGAGGGAAGGUAGGGCCGGCGCUCACUAUUUCAGGGGCCUAAGACGGCCUGGGCAGAAACAUUAUAUAUACCUCAACAGGCCUCAUUAAAAAAAUCAUGGCUUGGCCAAGCCCAGUGGCUCACGCCUGUAAU
Microcebus murinus (gray mouse lemur) is the source of this 4422-nucleotide messenger RNA. The record is from RefSeq and is a predicted model, not a curated record. Lineage: Eukaryota; Metazoa; Chordata; Mammalia; Primates; Cheirogaleidae.